AUAUGGGAUUUGAUCUAGAGGCUAUUAAAGUAGCGAUGAUAGCGAGCGAAAAAGGAAAUUUCCAGGAGAUAUUGGACACGUUAUCUCAAAACACGACCACACCGACGACAUAAAAAGGAAAAGCUAAGUGAAUGAACAUUUGACACCUGCACAGAAUGAUCCACACAGCGCUGGUGUCUUUUCAGACGAGGAGGAAGGCCCAGCAGUGCUUAGGGCGCAAGAAGAGCAAUGGAGAAAGAACGUGAAAAGCGCAGAAAAGAUUAUUUAGCGCAAAUUAGACGGAAUAAACCGAUUCCACCCACACCUAAUUCUGGCAACAGGAGCAAUAAUGACCAUUAGAAUGUUAAACAACAUGAUACACUCUAUAUUAGCUUUUUCAUUUUCCACUCCUCCUCCUCAUGCACAACCUCAGCCCACAUCCGCCAAACGUCUCCCCACUCUACUACAUCAUCCUCCUUUCACGUCAGUACGCCUCCACCACCGCCUCAGACGGAUCCCCUUACAGAUUAUGCGGAUGAAGAAAGAAAAGAAGGCAAAAUUUUUGUUCAACCAUGAACAGUUAGAUGAAGCGUAAGCUUCCUACACGCUUGCAAUACAAACCCUACCGGCGGAUCAUAGCGAUAGUGUCUUGCUCUUCAACAACCGCGCUGCUGCCCGACUCAAGCAAGGCCAAUUCUAAGAUUGUUUAGUGGAUUGUACGCUAGCGAUCUAGCUCAUAAACAUAUCAACAGUAACACCUCACCGAGCAAAAUCAUGAGCGCUACGAAUACAAACAUGAAAUCACAAUUGCUAAAAUCUUUGCACAGAAAAGCAUGUGCGUUGGAACGUCUGCAUUUUUCGAAACAGCUUUCCAGUGUAUGAGGAAUAUAUAAGGAUAAAUGGUGAAGAAAACCCACUUGUUGU
Molecule: messenger RNA, 903 nt
Organism: Mycotypha africana
Lineage: Eukaryota; Fungi; Mucoromycota; Mucoromycetes; Mucorales; Mycotyphaceae
Exons: 1
Coding region: 329-574 (81 amino acids)
Source: RefSeq, a predicted model, not a curated record